Molecule: messenger RNA, 1290 nt
Organism: Lactuca virosa
Lineage: Eukaryota; Viridiplantae; Streptophyta; Magnoliopsida; Asterales; Asteraceae
Source: the annotation of a GenBank genome assembly
AUAAGACUAUAUUUGAUGUGUGGAAUAUCUUUUUGUCUUUAGUGGCUGCUUGGAGUUGUGUUGUGGUGCGCAAGGAAGAACAAAAGAUACCUAAAGACAUCCAAUUGCUUGUCUCAACAACCAGCCCCUCCCUGUUGACUCUACCAGUCACCGUCGUCACCUAAAACCCUUCUUGCUACGUACGUCCAGCCAUGGAUGUUACCAUGCUUCUAUUUAAUCCAGCUUCCACCCAAGAACAAUCAGCAAUCUAAUUAUUGUUUGAUCCGAUCAGAGACAAUGAAGGGAGGAGUGAGAAGGAUUAAGCUCGGAUCACAAGGUAUGGAGGUAUCAGCUCUCGGAUUAGGAUGCAUGGGAAUGUCUGCUGGUUAUGGACCUCCCAAACCCGAAGAAGACAUGAUCAAGCUCAUCCACCACGCCGUCAACUCCGGCGUCACUCAUCUCGAUACUUCCGAUUUCUACGGCCCUUACACCAACGAAAUCCUCAUCGGCAAGGCGUUGAAGGGAUUGGAAAGAGGAAGUGUUGAAUUAGCAACGAAAUUCGGGAUCAAAUCGUUGGUUGGAGAAGGCGAAAUCUGUGGUGAUCCGGAGUAUGUUAGGGCUUGUUGUGAGGAUAGUUUGAAACGCCUUGAUGUUGAUUACAUCGAUCUGUAUUAUAUCCAUCGCGUUGACCCUCGUGUUCCAAUCGAGAUCACGAUGGGAGAACUGAAGAAACUAGUUGAAGAGGGUAAAAUCAGAUAUAUUGGUCUAUCAGAGGCUUCACCUUCAACGAUUAGAAGAGCACAUGCUGUUCAUCCGAUUACUGCUAUACAGUUAGAGUGGUCGCUGUGGACUAGAGUCCCUGAAGAAGAAGUCAUUCCAACUUGCAGAGAAUUAGGUAUUGGGAUUGUUCCAUUUGGUCCUCUUGGAAGUGGAUUCUUGGCUUCUGGUCCAAAGUUAGUUGAGGGCUUGACAGAUUCAGACUUUAGGAAGUAUUUGCCACGAUUACAAGGGGAGAACUUCGAACAUAACAAGAUCACGUUCGAACGAAUUCAUGAAAUUGCCCUAAAGAAAGGGUGCACCCCAUCCCAGUUGGCAUUGGCGUGGGUCCUACACCAAAGGUUUGAUGUGGGUCCCAUCCCCGGGACCACAAAGAUUGAGAACUUGAACCAAAACAUUGAAUCUUUAUCUGUAAAUCUCUCACCACAAGACAUAGUUGAGCUUGAAUCUAUUGCUUCUAUUGAUGCUUUUAAGGGUAGUAGAUUACCUCCGACAAUUUUGGCUCAUUCAAAUGUUGAAACUCCUCCAUUAUGA